Messenger RNA from Anguilla rostrata (American eel), 5427 nucleotides. It is a transcript of the gene trim2b, whose product is annotated as tripartite motif containing 2b. The record is from RefSeq and is a predicted model, not a curated record. Gene Ontology annotation, biological process: negative regulation of translation; proteasome-mediated ubiquitin-dependent protein catabolic process; protein polyubiquitination. The transcript has 13 exons. The coding region runs from base 275 to 2509 and encodes 744 amino acids. Gene Ontology annotation, molecular function: zinc ion binding; translation repressor activity; ubiquitin protein ligase activity. Lineage: Eukaryota; Metazoa; Chordata; Actinopteri; Anguilliformes; Anguillidae.
CUAGAGCUGCUGGCUGUCUGUUUCUGUUGUUGUAACGCGACACUCAGACCUCUCUCAUAAACAGACCGUUAAUGGCAAGAAAUGGAGCUGAUCGCCAGAUAGACACUGCAGCUUUGGAACUCCCCUAUUCUUACCUGUCUGUGACUGAGAACAACCAUGGAGCACAAUUGCAUGGAGUGACUACAUUCAUAGAAGGUCCACACUCAAACCUGUUGCCUGUGAAGAUGAGGGUGCAGGGUGAGAGGGAGAGGGGCCCCUGUGUCAGAGUGUUAGCAUGGCCAGUGAAGACCCCAGCCUCCCCAGCCCUGUGGUGCGGCAGAUUGACAAACAGUUCCUGAUCUGCAGCAUCUGCCUUGAUCGCUACGACAACCCCAAAGUCCUCCCGUGUCUGCAUACCUUCUGUGAGAGGUGCCUACAGAACUACAUACCUGCCCACAGCCUCACCGUCUCCUGCCCCGUGUGCCGGCAGACGUCCAUCCUGCCCGAGAGGGGCGUGUCCGCGCUGCAGAGCAACUUCUUCGUCACCGGCCUGAUGGACGUCCUGCAGAGGUCUCCGGACAGCAGCAGCGAGGCCUGCACCGUGGUGGAGGCCAUCAACGCCGUGGCGACCACCCCGCCGCUAUCCUGCUCCAACCACGAGGGGAAGGUGAAGGAGUUCUACUGCCCCCCGUGCGAGACGGCCGUGUGCGAGGACUGCGCCAGCGGGGAGCACGCCGAACACCCCACCGUCCCGCUCAAGGACGCGGCGGAGCAGCACAAGACCUCUCUGCAGGACCAGCUUAACGCUGUCAAGAAAAGGCUUCCGGAGAUUGACACGGCCAUGAGGGCUCUGUCAGACAUCCUGCAACAGCUCGGCGGGCAGCGGUCGUCCAUCGAGGAGGACAUCCACGCCACAUUCGAGGAGCUGCAGAAGACGCUGAACGUGCGCAAGAGUGUGUUGCUGAUGGAGCUGGAGGUCACCUAUGGGCUCAAACAGAAGGUGCUCCAGGCCCAGCUGGACUCUCUGCUGCAGGACCAGGAGAGCAUCAAGAGCAGCUGCAACUUCACGGAGCAGGCUUUGAGCCGGGACUCGGAAGCGGAGGUGCUGCUGGUCAAGAAGCAGAUGAGCGAGCGCCUGGGCGAGCUGGCCGGGCGGGAGUACCCCCUGCAGCCCGAGGAGAACGACCAGCUGGACUUCCUCGUGGAGACCGAGGGGCUGAAGAAGUCCAUCCACAACCUGGGCACCAUCGUCACCACCAACGCCGUGGCCUACGAGACGGUGGCCAGCGGCGAGGGCCUGCGCCAGUGCGUGGUGGGCCACCCCACCUCCGUCACCAUAACGACCAAGGGCAAGGACGGCGAGCUGUGCAAGACGGGCAACGCCGGCCUGACGGCGGAGAUCUGCACGCCCGACGGGAGCGUGGCGGACGGCGAGAUCCUGGACAACAAGAACGGCACCUACGAGUUCCUGUACACGGUGCAGAAGGAGGGCCACUUCACCCUCGCCCUGCGCCUCUACGACCAGCACAUCAAGGGCAGCCCCUUCAAGCUGAGGGUCGCCAAGUCCGUCGAAGCCCUGCCCACCGCCGACGGCGCCAAGAAGCGGGUCAAAUCCCCCGGCAGCGGGCGCAUCAAGCAGAAGGGCGUGAAGCGCACGGGUAGCAUGUUCAGCACCGCCAAGAGGAAAGAGAAUCCCGUGGAGGAUGACCUCAUCUUCAGAGUCGGUACAAAAGGAAGGAAUAAAGGCGAGUUCACCAAUGUGCAGGGUGUGGCAGCAUCUCCAAAUGACAAGAUUUUGAUAGCAGACAGCAACAACCAGUGUGUUCAGAUCUUCGCCAAUGAUGGACAGUUCCAGAGCCGGUUUGGGGUGAGGGGACGGUCCCCCGGGCAGCUCCAGCGGCCCACGGGUGUGGCUGUCCACCCCAAUGGUGACAUCAUCAUCGCCGACUACGACAACAAGUGGGUCAGCAUUUUCUCCAGCGAGGGAAAGUUCAAGACAAAGAUAGGCUCUGGUCGUCUGAUGGGGCCCAAGGGUGUGUCUGUGGAUCGCAACGGACAUGUCAUUGUGGUGGACAACAAAGCCUGCUCUGUCUUCAUCUUCCAGCCCACCGGCAAGCUCGUCACCAAGUUUGGUAACCGUGGAAACGGGGACAAACAGUUCGCAGGCCCUCACUUUGCAGCAGUGAACAGCAAUAAUGAAAUCAUUAUUACGGACUUCCACAAUCAUUCUGUCAAGGUUUUCAACACAGAUGGGGAGUUCCUGUUGAAGUUUGGGUCUAAUGGAGAAGGAAAUGGCCAGUUCAAUGCCCCUACAGGAGUGGCAGUAGACGUAAAUGGCAAUAUCAUUGUGGCAGAUUGGGGAAACAGCCGAAUACAGGUAUUCGAUGGCAGUGGUUCCUUCUUGUCCUACAUUAACACAUCAGUGGACCCUUUGUACGGACCCCAGGGCCUGGCACUGACCUCGGACGGCCAUGUUGUGGUGGCGGACUCUGGGAACCACUGCUUCAAAGUGUACCGCUACCUACAGUGACCAGGGCUUCCCACCUGACCUCACACUUUCACAUCCUUGCACAUGAGAAGAUGGCCAUCUUCACCUGAGGCUCUUCAUCUGGGACAGACUAUGCAGACUUUUCAGCUACUUAUGAUUCCGCUUUCAGUCCAGAAUCUCAGCUGCAGAGCUGUUGUAGCAUAGCUUGUGCUACCAAGCUAGUUCAUUCGAAAUGACCACAGCAAUGAUGAUUGAUUUAGUUACAUAACUGGUUAGUGGUUAUAAGCUGUACUGAGAAUGGAAGCUUGUUUACUAGUGCAACAAUAUUGAUUUUAACAACAACUUUAAUUACUGAAACUAUAACUAGCAGUUACUCUGGAAUGUCUGCUUGCAAUCAUACUACAAAUAAUAUCAUAUUAAACUACACCAAAUAUUUGUCAGAAAAUUUGCUGAGAACUAUGUUAGUUCAUCUUCAGAUUUUUGCUUAUCCUUGCAAGACGUAAAGCCUUGUGUUUACAAACUUGAAAAGUCUGCACAGCCUUUCCAUUUUCAUCUUUGUGGCCUUGUUGUAACCUUUAAACUUUACUCCCAAAAACCCAACAGCCCUCUCCCCACCUUAUCUCUUCUUCAGUAUUUUUGCACUCACAUUCUAGCAAGAAGUCAAGCCAAGAAAUUAACCUGGCCCUGAAAGAUGAAUAGUAGCCACCAUAAUUUAAUGUUAUCGUUUGAUCCCUUUAGUGUGGUGAUGACCCUGGUGACCAUGGUAGUCAGCUCUCCUCAAUGCCUGUGUGCUCAUGUCAUGAAAUGUUUGCUAAUUGCUCUUAUUAGGAAAAAAAAAGUUAAUGCCUGAUAUAUUUACAUUUAUUUAAUUGCACCAUUCUCUCUGUUUUCACUAUUUAUUGCCCUUGACAGUUGAAAAUAUAAUAUUUUGUGUAAAGCUGAAUAUCUCUCUCUAUAUAUAUAUUAACACAGUAAUUUAAUAGUUUGCUAUUUUGUUCAUGGUUAACAACCCUGACUUGAAAAAUAAAAUGGUAUGGCAGCUUUGAAGUUCGGCUAAAUUUAAAGCAAUCUAUUUUGUUCAUAAGAAAACAACUAUAUAUUUGUGAAAUUACCUUUAAUAACCAAUAAUAUUUGAAGGAAAAUUCUGUGUGUGCACUGCACUUGUAAUCACGUUCUAUUUUCUUGUGGUUCGACACUUAACUAACAAACUGUUAAAAGAGACUUGCAAUCUUCUCUAAAAUGUUAAUCUUCAUGGUAAGGACUGAAGAGUAUAAGUCUUGUAUAUAUUGUGUACUAUUUUUUGAUGGCACCAAUACAAUACUUAUCACAUGACUCAAUAUAGCAGGGUACUUUCAAUGCAUGGUUUUAGAGUUAUACAGUUGUAGCAGCUAGAAAAUAUUGACAUGCUUGCUUUGAGAAAAAAAAAACAUCUUUAUUCUGUAGUGGAAAACAUUUGGAGGAUGUAAAUGUGUAGUUUCCUCCAUUGCAGGCCAUUUAUAUGUUUAAUCGCAACUAGGUUGUACAAACUGUCUGCCCAUCAUGAAACGUCUUUGACCAUGUUGAAUGCACUCUUCUCAGUUACCGCUUGACUAUUAACCCAAACUUCAACACCACACUCUGACGUAUCUGACGUUUAUAACAAAAAAAAAGGUAGCACUUUACUUUUAAACUCCAGUACCAAAUUCAUUCCAUAUAACUGCUCGUUAAUUUGCGCUAUAAUUUCUGCUAUAGCAGAGUGAGCCACAGACUCUUGGGGAAGUGUUGGACUCGUCAACUUGUCAUACAGUGUUAUCAAAAUUUUGCAACAGUGCCCCUCCAUCCUGAGCUUUAAAGUAGAGUGCAACCGAAAAUGGUACCUGUUACUCCACAGCCAUCACAGUUAUUCUGUUUUUGGUGAAUGAGAUGGUUUGUUUCUUAAAGAAAUGUUGGAUGUUGUACAGUGUACAUUAUAUGGCAUUACAGAUUGUAGUAACUAUUUUUUUUAGACCUGAAAUAAACAAUUUAUUUUGCCACGUGGUUAAUAAUGGAUAUUAGGUAUUUGUGGCACUUAGCCCAUCAUAGAAGCAGCAGUGUAAUAUCUGCUUGAAAAAUUAUUUGAAAUGUAUUUAAAAAGGAACGUAUUUAACAAAAUUGUUUUUAUCCUUUACUCUGGUUUAUACAUUAAAAUAGCGCCUCCCGUUCCUUUCAAAGAUUUCAGAGCACUUUAAAGUGAGGGUGGAAACUUACCUCAACUGUUAAGUCCUGAUGUGCUAGUCAACCUGUUACUUCCUAAAAUUAUGAGAACUUCUGGAAAUGUGCAUCAUUUAUGCAGUGAACUCAUUCUUUAUUCACCAAAAAGGUAACAAAUGAGAUUAGAAAUUCCACAUAGAUGAAAAUCAGAAUAGACAGUAUACUGUUAGUCAUGCUAGUGCACACCAUUGACUUGGAUGUAGAUCUCUGGUCAAGGAUUCUGAAUAAGGGAAUUUUUCAUUUAAAAAAAAAGUUAAUAUUUAAUAUUUACUUCUCACGAUAAAUUAUUCAAAUUAGGUACAAUACAUUAGUAUAUUCUAUGAGAGUAAUUGUUCAUUCUGUUUUAUUUUCUUAUAUCCUUAACUUAUUGUUUUCAUCUUUUAUGUUUGUGUGAUGCCAAUUUUAAGGCUAAGUGACCAUGGUAUGUUUGUAUGAUUUUCACAAAGUGGUGUUACAUAUUUAUUUAAAAAAAGAAAUUAUAAACUACUUGUGGGUACGUUUUGUAUUGAGAUAUGUCCUUGGUUAAUUUGACUGUGUUGUAUUUUUUUAAUGUCUGUACAGAAUGGAUUUGUUUGAUACAGAGUAUUUGAUAGAUUGUGAUUGUUCUGAAAGUCCAACACAAAGUAAUGUCAAAAUGCAGCCUUAAAUGAUCAUAUCUCAUAAAUUUAAACAUGGGAAUGUUUUCUUACCAAUGUGAAUCUGCCAACUACAUGAAGUGCAUUUCUUUUUUA